CUAGAGGCUCCCCCUCCGCCACCGCGGAGGGGAGGUCCACCAGCAGGUAAUGGUGGCAUCAGUGUUGGCGGUCAGCAGACGACCGCCACCAGCUUCCUUCAGCUCAGCCAGGAUCAUCUUACCGCCGCCGGUCAGCAACAACACCAACAGCAAACGGCCAUCCAGCCGGGCAUGAAGCUGUUCCCCAACUACACACCACCGAUACCACCGCACCACCACAACGGCAACAACGGCAUGGCGGACGGUAACGGUCCGGCCAACCAUCACUACCACCAGAUAACCUACCAGACGCAAACACUCGCCCCGUUGCGGCUCAAUCAGGAGCACUUCCUGCCGCACGGUGCCAGCAAAACGAACACGGUCAGUGCGUCCGCAGUCAAUCAGCCGCGGUCGCUGCACUCCAAAUAUCAAACCCACCAUCACCAUCUGCAUCACCACCAUCAGCAGCACAGUCCGGGCGCAGGCUAUUCGAUACAACCGGUCGGUGGGAACGUAUCACCCGGUCCGCACAGCUACUCACCCGACGCACAGCUGCAUCAUCAUCAUCAUCACCAUCAUCACCAGCAGCAACCGCCGCCACAUCAUCAUCUCCCGCAUCGCGACGAUAUGUCCGAUCGGGAGGACGACGAUGAUGACACGCUGGACGUGAACGAUGGUGAGGAGUGUGGUAGCGGUCAGAGUGAAGCCACCUCACCGCCACAAAGUCCCCUAUCGCCCGUCCCACCAGAGCUGCCCAUCCGGAACGGGCUGCUGGUGGCAGCAAACACGCUGAACCACAUCAACAACAACAGCAGCAGCAGCAGUUGCAACGGCCCAAUCAUGAUGGUAGGUACAGAUCGUAUCAGGACACCGCCAUCACCACCCGUCACACCACCACCGUCCACUAUCGGUCCCACAGCGAUGGGUAACGGUCGCAAAACCCUUUCGGUGGCACGACACUAUCACUAG
Molecule: messenger RNA, 948 nt
Organism: Anopheles maculipalpis
Lineage: Eukaryota; Metazoa; Arthropoda; Insecta; Diptera; Culicidae
Product: histidine-rich glycoprotein-like
Exons: 1
Source: RefSeq, a predicted model, not a curated record